Boeremia exigua is the source of this 858-nucleotide messenger RNA. RefSeq lists its product as uncharacterized. Lineage: Eukaryota; Fungi; Ascomycota; Dothideomycetes; Pleosporales; Didymellaceae. The record is from RefSeq and is a predicted model, not a curated record. The coding region runs from base 1 to 858 and encodes 285 amino acids. The transcript has a single exon.
AUGUCUACCAAGACUGCACCUUUCGAAGGGACGACACAUAGACCACGGGCGCAGCAACGAACGGCACUCCCAGAACCUGAAGACGCUCCAAUCCCUACAUAUGAGGAAGCAAGCGGCCAUGCACCGCCUUCGGGACCUCCGCCAACCGUAACGUCAACCGCAACGUCAGCCGCACCUCCACCUGCGCCAACACCGACUGCACCAUCACGUCUCGAGGUUGCACCGCCACCAACCGACGAUGAGCUCCCUGGCUACGAUACCAUAGACCCGAAGAACACCGAGUUCCUGCUCUACAGCACUUUCAUACACACACCCAACGGUCCGGCGUAUCAACUCUCGUCGCCUAUGGACUCUUUCAACUCUCCCUUAAGAAUACGACGACUCCGCGCCGCCGAAAUACCGCUCGCACACGAACUACCCAUACCUUACGAUCGCUCACAAACCCUCUACGAAGUUGCAGACCCACCAUUCCGCGAGAAUGAGUACUACAUGGCCGGCAAAAAACCUCACUGCUACAGUGGCACGCUGCAGAUUGCAUUUGGGUGGAAAACAUGGCACAUCAGAGAAGUCGGUGGGCCGCAGUCCGCGGCCAAAGAAAUUUUGACGUGUAAAAAGGUCAAUAAUGGCGGUGGCUUGUUCGGGAAAGGCAAAUCGAAGAAUGGGGCAGUGGAGAGAGACGGGCUUACGGAGCCUUUUGAGUGGAGAGAUGCAGGCGGCAGGCUAUUGGCGACUGAGGGGCUGCAGUUGCUCCCCGGAGGUGUCGUGCCGACUGUGCGGCUGAGCGAGCAUCUGGACAGUAUGUGGAGGGAGUUAAUGAUCAGCGCUUGGGUUGCCAGGCUAUGGGCGACUUUCAGGUGA